Brassica napus (rape) is the source of this 781-nucleotide messenger RNA. RefSeq lists its product as uncharacterized. The coding region runs from base 121 to 681 and encodes 186 amino acids. The record is from RefSeq and is a predicted model, not a curated record. Lineage: Eukaryota; Viridiplantae; Streptophyta; Magnoliopsida; Brassicales; Brassicaceae. The transcript has 2 exons.
AGGUGGAAGAUAGAGACCAGUCUGCGUUGGGCAAUUGGGCCAGAGACUGAGGUGGAAGAUAGAGACCAGUCAUAUGUGGUGAAUUUGGAGAAUGAGACUUGUGCAUGUCGAAGCUGGCAAAUGAAUGGUAUUCCAUGCAUCCAUGCUGCUAAGGUCAUCCUUGGCGUGGGAAGAAAACUCUCUAAAUUUGUUGCUCCUUUCUACACAACCUCUAAGUGGCGUGAAACCUACAGUUUUGGGAUCAGACCUGUAAAUGGGAUGAUAGAGUGGCCUCGGACCAAUAGAUUAGGUGUGAUUCCACCACCUAAUCGAAAUGGCAAGCCUGGUAGGCCUAAAAACCAUGAUCGAAAGAAGGGAACCAAUGAGACAGUGUCUACAACCAAGCUGAGUCGUGCGAACAUGGUAAUGACAUGCUCUAAUUGCAAAGAAGAAGGGCGCUACAAGAAUACAUGUCGGAAGGCUUUUGUUGAGAGCCCACCUAAGAAACCAAGAGGCAGGCCAAGGAAAUAUCAGGGACUACACUUUGGCGAGUCACAAGCUCAAUCCUCAGAAGCUCAAACCUCACAAAAUCAAUCCUCACAAGCUCAAGCAUCACCAUGGGAAGUUCCUCAAUCUUCAGAAGGUCAAUCCUCACAAGCUGAAGCAUCACAGACAGCAUCGUGGGGAAGAUGGUUUUUUUAGAUGCUUGUGUGUUGUUUAUGAUGGUCUCUGUCUGAAUGCUUUCGUUGUCUGUUGUUUAUGAUGAUGUCUCUGUCUGAAUGCUUUUGGAACAAGAACUACC